This is a messenger RNA of Orbilia oligospora ATCC 24927, 1812 nucleotides long. RefSeq lists its product as uncharacterized. NCBI's taxonomy places the organism in Eukaryota, Fungi, Ascomycota, Orbiliomycetes, Orbiliales, Orbiliaceae. The record is from RefSeq and is a predicted model, not a curated record. The transcript has 3 exons. Bases 1 to 1812 code for a protein of 603 amino acids.
AUGUCCUCGAGCUGGGUUGAGCGAGGCAAAAAGUUGGUUUACAGUUUCACUACAUCCAGCCCCUCCGUUCAGGAUAACAACGUUUAUCAGACUAGAUCGUCUCCUAGAAAAAACCCUCCCCUUACUGACAACAAUACCGACAUGGGUGCUGACAAAAGGAAACGUGGGUAUAAGAGCAGGCCACAGCCUGACCACAGCGGCCGUAGCCUUAGGUCUCAUCAUAGCCCCCCUAGAAAGUCCGAUUACACGGGGCCGGAUGUCACAGGCCCACAGAACACUACACAGAAAUCGAAAACGGAUGUCGCUGCUACAUACGAAACGGACAGAAAGAAUGACACCAAGGACCAACGUAAAUCUGCAUUACUGGAAGAUUCGACCAACAUACGAGUCAAACCAGCAGAGCCCCCCAUCUGUGUCGAUAUAACUGAUUCGGGUGGUACCGAAAGCCCCAAUACACAGAAGGCAGUCUCACCUGAGAUCCCUUACAAUUUUUGCAAGAGUUGUGGGUGUUCUGUUGAAUUAGGCUCUAAGAGAAAGGACUUAUGUAAACUUUGCAGGGCUUAUCAAAGAGUGGGCGAAUUAGAAGAACAGUUGAACAAAAGCGAGCUCAGACUCGCCGAGGCAAUCAGCUGCUCCAAUUGGGCUGAAAGCAAGAUGGAGAAGCUUCAGAGGGAAGCAAAAGAUCAAGAAUCCAAACUUCAACAAUUGAACCAGAAGAACAGAAACUGGAAAUUAGAUUAUGAUAGCUUGAGAGAUGAUUACAAUACUUUGCAAGAUAACUCUUCUACCAUGAUUCAGAGGCUUCGAACAACGGAACUGGAAAUUGGUAAGCUUCAAAAAACGGAACUUGCAAGGUUGUACCAGGAGGAAGUGCUGCUUGAUACGACUGCCAAAGAUUGUCUUAGCAAUGACCUAUUCACCAAAGUCAAGGUGAUAACCCGCAAAUGCUUCCGAAGAAUCCCUUGGGAAUCCAGCGUGGGAGUUUUUCCCAAUCUGGAUCAGAUAUUUCCCGGGAUGUUCAUCGGACGAUGGACCAAAACUCAGUGGCCAAUGAUCCGCGACAACCCUGACUUUGGUACUCUAGCUCUUGUCGAUGCAGUACUAUUCAGUAUAAUUACGACUAGAUUCUUUAAGAAUCCCUUUUUCCGGGCUGAAAGUGACCCUGAAGUGAAACAGGCGCUUGACAAAGUUUACCUAAGUGAAAGGCAGGGAAACGUGAAAAACAUGGAACUGUGGAGGAAAACCACCGCUAUAUUGUUGAAAGAACUGUCCUUGAAGGGGGUCGGGGACCAUCAGGAUUCUGUCACAACGGAAGAGGCCAAAACGAAUCCAUCGCAGCUCGUCCUAGACAAGGUCUCUUCCGAACUCGAAACAUUUAUCUCCAAUUUUCUCAGCAUUCACAAAGCGCCUUCCGGUUUCGAACCUUCUGAGCUCGAAAGGAAGAUCUACGAUUUGGUAGCCUCUUCAGCAAAUCUUGCAGAUGAUUGGCACUCUAGAGAUUUCCGUCUCUCUAUCAUCGACAUCGACUGGCUUGAGUCCCAGGGGAUUGACUGGUGCACCGAAGGCGCAUCAAAGUAUGUCACUGCUUUCCCCAAGAACAAGAGACUCGAAGAGAAUGUCAAUUACACAAUUGCAGCCGUGAUUACACCGGGGUUCAUUCGGUACGAGAAGGGAGAUACAGAAGGAUCGGAGAUAGAAAUAAUAUGGGAACCAGCUUCAGUCCUUUUGGAAGAAGUGGAUUCGGGUGGUAUUAAAGUCGGCAUGUAUGGCUUGCGAAACAACUGGGGUAAGAACAAUCCGUUCCAAUGGUAG